Messenger RNA from Xenia sp. Carnegie-2017, 1598 nucleotides. Its product is annotated as serine/threonine-protein kinase Kist-like. Gene Ontology annotation, cellular component: nucleus; neuronal ribonucleoprotein granule. The transcript has 3 exons. The coding region runs from base 97 to 1413 and encodes 438 amino acids. The record is from RefSeq and is a predicted model, not a curated record. Gene Ontology annotation, biological process: peptidyl-serine phosphorylation; positive regulation of translational initiation; regulation of protein export from nucleus. Gene Ontology annotation, molecular function: ribonucleoprotein complex binding; protein serine/threonine kinase activity; nucleic acid binding. Lineage: Eukaryota; Metazoa; Cnidaria; Anthozoa; Malacalcyonacea; Xeniidae.
AAAUUUAAGAUGGCUGCCAAUGUAAGACCAUCCGAUGUGUAUUAUGUCUUCAAAUUUUGAGAGAGUUAUGGCUUCUAAUGUUACUCAACGCAAAAAAUGCUACUUAACGAAAGCUUUAAUGAAAUUAUGAAAGAAAGAGCUUGCAAUGAAUGCGACGAAACACAUUUUCCUAGUGUAUUUGCACUUUGGUUCAAAGGGGAAAAUUGGAAAAUAUCAAAGCUAUGUGGCCAUGGAACUUUUUCAAAUUGCUACAAAAUCACAAAUAAACGCGGAGAAAAUCUUGCUUUGAAAGUGUACAAAGCUGGGGCAAAGUAUGAACUUUCAUUUAAAAAUGAAGUGCAACUAUUAUCUGAUGUCAAGAUGUAUUGCAAGUCAGGCAUGGUGCAAAAUGUUGUGAACUACAUUCAUAGUUGUACAAUAUUGGAACGAAACUGUCUGAUUUUGGAUUUUCUGACAUUUAAUUUAAACCAAAUUUUACUGAUGAAUGGUAAGAGCCAAAUAUCAAUGAAUUUUGUUAACCAACUUUUUAUUGAUAUGCUCUCAGCUGUAAAAUUUUUAUCACAAAGUCUUGCAAUAAUACAUGCUGAUAUCAAGCCAAGUAACGUCUUAUGGAAUGGCAAUAAAGAAAACUUUGAGCUUGCUGAUUUUAGUUUGAGCUUCAAUGAGAUGAAAGGACCAAAUCUUGGACAGCAAUUACAAAGUUCUGGUUUCCAAGCUCCUGAGGUGAUUUGGUGGAAUAAUAACAUAAAACAAGGUAGACGUAGUCGUGUUGCCGAUGAGUUACCUAUUUAUUUAGACAGCUCAAUCGAUCUUUGGUCAAUUGGCGCUGUUAUUACUUUUGUGUUCACUGGAAAAGGGGUGUUUUUGGAAAACAGGUCUCAGCAACCUGUGUUAAUUUGUUCAAACUGCAAAAACGGGAGAAUCAGCUGCUUAAACACAUCAAAAAUAAAAACAGUAUUUGAAAAUAGUUUUAAUGGACUGCCGCACAAAUCGUUGCUGGAUCUUGUUUAUUUUGUAUCAGGACUUCUAAACUGCUAUCCCAGAAAACGUUUCUCGCCAAGUUAUGUUCUAAAGAACUAUUCGUGUGCGUUUGAACGUACUCGAGCUGAUGUAAAGGAUUUACUACUUCUUCCUUGCAGAGUUCUUCGCUUUGUCCAUAUUUUAGUCGAAACUCUUCGUGAAGAUAUUGAAGAUGUCCUUUCUGAUAUAAAGGAAGAAUGUUUAAAAUUUGGUGAAGUUGUAUCCUUAAAAAUCUCUCAAGAACUUGGAAACGUAUAUGUACAAUUUAACGAUGUUGAUCAGAGCUCUCUUGCGCAAAAAUCUUUGACAGGGGUCGCUGCACAAUGUUUCAAUCAAUCUGUUCAACCCUUCUCCUUUACUAAUAGCAACAAAAGAAUAAAGAAAUUAAUUUAAACAAUUACAAUACUCUUCUAGGUACUUUAAUAUAUGACGAUGAUUGUAGACCAUGUACAUAAUGUAUAAACUUUUCUGAAAACCCAAGAAAAUGCUAGGUUUUUUUUAUUUUCACGCAAUACAUGAAAUUUUUAAUAGCUUUUUUAAAGAAAUCGAAUGGGAAAAUGUCCAUUUGAACCAUUUCA